Molecule: messenger RNA, 750 nt
Organism: Melospiza georgiana
Lineage: Eukaryota; Metazoa; Chordata; Aves; Passeriformes; Passerellidae
Product: olfactory receptor 14J1-like
Exons: 4
Biological process (GO): G protein-coupled receptor signaling pathway
Cellular component (GO): membrane
Molecular function (GO): olfactory receptor activity
Source: RefSeq, a predicted model, not a curated record
CUUCUGGGCAGCAGAGCUUGUGCCCACAUGUCAGCAGCUGCCUGGGCCAGUGCCUUUCUCAACGCUCUGCUGCACACUGCCAAUACAUUUUUCCUGCCCCUGUGCCAUGGCAAUGCCCUGGGCCAGUUCUUCUGUGAAAUCCCCCAGAUCCUCAAGCUCUUCUGCUCCAAAUCUCACUUCAGGAAAUUUGGGCUCAUUGCUGUUAGUGCCUGUUUAGGACUUGGGUGUUUUGUGUUCAUUGUUUUCUCCUAUGUGCAGAUCUUCAGGGCUGUGCUGAGGAUCCCCUCUGAGCAGGCACGGCACAAAGCCUUUUCCACCUGCCUCCCUCACCUGGCUGUGGUCUCCCUGUUCCUCAGCACUGGUACAUUUGCCUACCUGAAGCCCCCCUCCAUCUCCUCCCCAUCCCUGGAUCUGGCCCUAUCAGUUCUGUACUCGGUGGUGCCUCUAGUGCCGUCAGCUGCCCCGAAACAGAGCUGGUUUGGGGUUUCCCCACCAGAGCUGGUAUUUCAGAACUUUGUCGCUCGGGAGGUCUCGGAAAUGGUGCUGUCUCUCAUGAAUAAGGACAAGAUGCCUCGGCUGGUGAAGGUGUGCAUGGAGAGCUUCCCUUAUUUCCAGCUGGCGUACCCCAGGGAUGUGUACCACAUGGUGCCAGCAGGCGCCUCUGCCCCUGUGCGCAUCCGCUUCAGCCCCAGCAAGAACAAGAUUGAUCUCAGCAAUAUCCAACUGAUAUUGACCCCCAGCACCUUCUAA